GUGAUGUACUCGGAAGUGAAAUUAUGUAAGAAUAUAAACAAUACAAAGCACUAGUUGUGAGAAGUAAACAUUAAAAUGACAUUCGAGUCUAAUUAGGAAGAUGUAUAGAAACACUUAACUAAUAUUCAUUCUACGAUAUCAAGUAACUGUCCCUCGAGAAUUCUGAAAUAGGACAAGGGGAAUACUUGUUCACGUCACAUGACUUGAAAUUGAUUUCCAACCCAGCGGCAAAAGCCGGCUCCAAUACAUUUCGAUACAAUUCUUGUCCAUCAAUUCAGCAACUCCUUGACAUUAGAGAAGAUGUCUAAAACUGUUGUUAUAAAGUCAUCAGGGGAAUUCAGUAACUUACUGAAGACCUCUAAAAUUGUUGUGACAGAUUGUAAGCUACCCCGCGGAAAGCCCCUCCCAUUACAACUCUUUGCCCCUCCAACACUACAUACUACAAACUCUUAUUGCUCUCACUAAUCCUCCAUCUUACCACUAGUUUAUGCGGACUGGUGUGGACCAUGCAAAGCUAUUGCGCCUAUCUACGAGCAGCUUUCUGCACAGCUAUCUCGUCCAAACAAGAUUACAUUUACCAAGGUCAAUGUCGACAAUCAGACAGAGAUUGCUUCCACCUAUGGUGUCACUGCGUACGUCUUCCUUCAAUAGCACGUUUUGAAUAUUGGGGGAUUAAGCCACUAAGGAUUUCUAUAAGAAGCUAUUGCUGACACGAAUCCAACAGGAUGCCAACUUUCAUAAUCUUUAAGGAGGGCAAGCAAGUCGAGAAAGUCCAAGGUGCAGAUCCAAACAAACUACAAGAUAUUGUUAAGAAGUUAGCUGCAGAAGCAGACAAUUCAGGCGAUUCAUCGUCAGGAUUUGCAAGUGGUUCCGGCGAUUGGCGUACAGGCGCUUUACCAAAGGGUUACAGCGAUGUGACUGAUCAGGUUGAUAUCAAGGGUCUCGAACUGUUGAAUGCCGACAGUGAGUUCGGGGGUGUACGAACAUUGGUUGACAUAAACAAGCCUAGCACUUUGUCGAAGGGAAAGGAAGCAGAUUCGCAGGUUAAGGACUGGGUUGUCAGUGAUACGGAUGAGCAGCUUAUGUUGUUCGUGCCAUUCCAAUCUACGUUGAAGGUUCAUACUGUUCAGGUUAGAGGCAUCCAUCAGUUGCGCAAAUCUCUCAAGUAUUAGUGCUAACCUUCAAUUCUCCAGAUCACUUCCCUACCUUCAGCAACUGAUGACGAGGACGACGAAGAAGAAGUGCCAAUGCGACCAAAAACCAUCCAAAUUUACACAAACCGAGCUCACAUUGUUGGUUUCGACGAGGCUGAAGAUCUUCCUUCCACACAAACUAUUACACUGGAAGCUAAUGACUGGGAUUCAACUGGCACUGCUACAUUAUCGCUUCGCUUUGUCAAGUUCCAAAAUGUUACAAGCUUGGUUUUCUUCAUCGUUGAUGGUGACGGAGAUGGAGAGAAAGUGCGCAUUGAUCGAAUUAGAAUUAUUGGAGAAACUGGUGAAAAGCGCGACCCAGGAAAGCUGGAGAAGAUUGAUGAUGGCCAUUAAGGGUUAACGAAGUAUGAUUUUUUUCUAUGACGAUGAGCGUUACAGUUACAUGAUGAUAGGCAUAGGAUGGCGUUAGCAGAUGUGCCUUUUUGUGGUGCUUUUGUUGUGCAUGGCAUUUGAUAUCAAUGAGGUUUAUAAACACUGUUAUGAAAAUAAUUUUUCCUUUCCAAAGGACCUCUCACGUUGACAGUCACGAUUACAAAUGGCUAGGAAUAAUUUAGAGUAAGACAUAAGAUUAAGUUAGGUAUGUUUAAGUAAUAUUGUUCAAGUAAUAUUCCGCCCACACGGGAUUUGUGAAGGUAAAUCAGACAAACCUUACCCAAGAGCAACCUGCACCCUAAAAUCUCAUCAGACAAUUGUGACCGUUCAACGCCUUUUCCACUCCACCAACUCUGUCUCCAGCUAUUCAAGAACCAACAUAAUAAAAACAAAGAAUGUCCGAACCCUCUCCAUCCUCUCACCCACCAACCGUUAUCCGUUGGGCCCUUUCAGACAAACCGACGAACACAGCCUGGAUUCGCGAAACGAAGUUUCGAAACCCGCGGAAAGAGGUGAAAGAGAGAGCAUCGGCUGCAAUUGGGAUCAAUCUAUGGUACCAUUGACACUCGUUUACAUCAUGGCGGAGAAGAUGCGCGAAAAACACGAGGUACCAAGCCGCACUUAAAAAAUAAGUUGAAGAA
Molecule: messenger RNA, 2227 nt
Organism: Sclerotinia trifoliorum
Lineage: Eukaryota; Fungi; Ascomycota; Leotiomycetes; Helotiales; Sclerotiniaceae
Source: the annotation of a GenBank genome assembly